This is a messenger RNA of Seminavis robusta, 1711 nucleotides long. NCBI's taxonomy places the organism in Eukaryota, Bacillariophyta, Bacillariophyceae, Naviculales, Naviculaceae. The record is from the annotation of a GenBank genome assembly.
GGAUGGAUCUUUCGCGGAAACUGGUACAAAAACAACGGCGGAACCAGAACAUCAUCUAUCUCAUUAGCGAUUCUAUCCAAGAAAGAUAUAGCUAUACCCAUAGCCAACAAGAACAAAGCUCAAGCUAGCUAGCCAGCUAUAUAAGAAGAAGAAGAAGAAGCAACCAUGUCGUUUGUAGCUACUUACGGGUUGACUUGGAAGUUGUAUUUGUAUUAUGUGAUGGAGGAUUGGGCAGGUCGCGAACGCACUAUAGGAGAGAUGAAGGUUCACUUUGUCAAGGGGAUUCCCGUGGCAUCGAAUCUGGUGUGGAAUGUGGUCAUGUUUGUGUGGAUGCAGGCCAUUCUGAUUCACUGGGCCAACUUUUCUCCCGCGUUUGAACAGUUUUGUGGAUUGACGGUGCUCUUGCCGUGUCUCUUGGGGAGUUUGAGUUAUUACUGUUUCAAGUACGGAAUCCACGCCGUUGCCACGGCACUGGUGGAUGGAUCCACUUUGAUGGGCUGGAUCCACAAUUGGCUCGCCAUGCAAGGUCCCACCAUGGUGGCGUUGACGCAUUCCAGUCUCUUUUAUGUGGCGGGAAUUGUCCUGCAACCUUACGUGCUACCCCCGCAAUGGGACUUUUCCCUACAGUUCCCCAAGGACCUCUACGAAGAAUACCUUACUCUGUGCGUCUAUUGGUUUGCCGCCUUGACACUAUUCUGUUUGAUUACACUACCCUUAUCCAAACAGGGAUAUCACGUCGCCAUGACAGCCGCAGGUCGCCACAACAUUACCAUUUCCUACCUGGAAGCAUUCAUGGAACUCAUAUACCAGAGUGCCCAGGGCACUUCCAUUCUCUUUACCAUUAUCCCUCUCGUUGUCAUACUCCAAGACUACUGUCAGUUCCGUGUCUACACCCUCCACAUGAUCAUGACGGCCAUUGAAAUUGCAAAGUACAAUUAUCCCGUCAAUCACAAAUUCUGUAUUACCCAUCAAAUGAUGCAUGAAAUACAGCCGCUCUGUCAAAUGACACACAUCGAACAUCACGUCUGCAAGGGCAUUUAUCCCACAUCGCCGGCAGCGGGUUUGUGGGAGAAUUGGGUCUUUGGACAUUCCAUUUUUGUGACACAAUUGGUCGGUAUGGCACCCGUGCCGUAUUCCUUCUUGCAGGGCAUGUACAUGGGAGCCAAUCUCGUGGUGCAUACCAUGUGGCCCCAUCCCAAAUUACUGCAAUGGCAUACACUGCACCAUACUAUUUUGGCCGAUGUCUACAGUGUCAACAAUCCCAGUGAUUACGACAAGGAUCAUUCGCAAUCCGUCAAAGUGCUGCAUGCCAAGUUGCAAGCCGUGUCGCCCUUUGUGCGGUACGAGUUUUUGCCCGAAUUUUUGGCUACCGUGUUGGUGGUAACGUGCGGUUUGGUGAUGCAUUACGGAUUGGGGUUGGGUCUCGGACAUGUCGAUUGGGCGGGACGGGUCAACUGGGAAUACUAUCGAGAGGAUGAAAUCAACACUACUUCUUCCAGUAGCUACGAUGUUCUCUGGAACUCGACCAUGGCAUAUGCACAGCGUUCCUUUUCCUGGGCCGUGUCGUCGUCGGUCUGAACGAAAAACACAAAAUGCAAUCAGCUGCAUGCGUACUGUGAAACUUACUUGUGAUGAUGUUCAUGUUUUUGUCCUUCUCAUAAUAAUGCAAUCCAUAACUAACUACUACUACUAAGGUAGAACUCUGUGUGUA